AUGGGGUGCCACGCAGGGCUGGUCAACACAGGUGUGAAGAGUGAUGAGGGUUUGAGGAGCACAGCAACUGGACAGAGGAGGGCUCGAGUCUGCUGCUCCUGCCCUGUGCUCCUCCAGCUGUAUAGGAACAUAAGGCACCUCCCCAGGAGCCUGGGCAUUGUUGACAUUCCUGAAGUUUCACUUUUUUUUUUAUCUUCUAGUUAUGAGAAACCUCCUCCUGGACUUAUCAAGGAAGACGAGACUAAGCCGGAAGACUGUAUACCGGAUGUCCCAGGCAAUGAGCAUGCCAGGGAGUUUCUUGCUCACGCGCCAACUAAAGGACUGUGGAUGCCCCUGGGGAAAGAAGUCAAGGUUAUGCAGUGUUGGCGUUGCAAACGGUAUGGUCACCGAACAGGCGACAAAGAAUGCCCUUUCUUUAUCAAAGGCAACCAAAAGUUAGAGCAGUUCAGAGUAGCACAUGAAGACCCCAUGUAUGACAUCAUUCGGGAGAAUAAAAGGCAUGAGAAAGAUGUGAGGAUACAGCAGUUAAAGCAGUUGCUGGAGGAUUCCACCUCAGAUGAGGAUGGGAGCAGCUCCAGCUCCUCUGAGUGUAAAGAGAAGCACAAGAAAAAGAAGAAAAAGGAAAAACAUAAAAAAAGGAAGAAAGAGAAGAAAAAGAAGAAAAAACAGAAGCAUAAGUCUUCCAAGUCAAGUUCAAGUUCAGACUCGGAAUGAUGGGGGUCCUCAAGCACUGGAAGAGCAGAGGAAGAUGGGAUGAAAGUCAGGAUAUAGACCCAGAGGGGCCGUCAUCACAUUGUGGAUGCUCAUCCCUUCCCAUGGCCAGCUGACUCCCAGCAGGGUGGGUUGUCUUCCCAGGUGCUGCCUGGGGCUGGGCCAGUUCCAGGCAGGAGAGUGGCUUGGGUGUCUUCCCUGUUGGUCCCUGGAGUUGGUGCCUGUGGAAUGCUCAGGGCAUGGGACAAAGGAGCUGCCCCCAGCCUUGCCCGCCAUCCUGGGCAGCUCAGUGCCCACAAGCCUCGGGCUGGACCCUUCUGCUGUUGAGGGUAAUAAAAGUUCAUGAUUUAUUUUUUAAA
Molecule: messenger RNA, 1070 nt
Organism: Dipodomys ordii (Ord's kangaroo rat)
Lineage: Eukaryota; Metazoa; Chordata; Mammalia; Rodentia; Heteromyidae
Product: retinitis pigmentosa 9 protein homolog
Exons: 6
Coding region: 1-714 (237 amino acids)
Biological process (GO): RNA splicing
Source: RefSeq, a predicted model, not a curated record